Messenger RNA from Ostertagia ostertagi, 420 nucleotides. NCBI's taxonomy places the organism in Eukaryota, Metazoa, Nematoda, Chromadorea, Rhabditida, Trichostrongylidae. The record is from the annotation of a GenBank genome assembly.
AUGGAUCGUGAUAAUGACCACAAAAUAUUUCAGGCUAAUGUGAUCUUCCUCGGUAUCGCGUUAAAGGUUGUGUUGUCCGUGAAAAGCCGUGAUCGCAGUGAUCGUGACAGGAUUUUGGGAUGGCUCAAGGUAGGAUUCAGACCUCAAGACCCUUGGGUUCUGCAACACUGCUUGUGUUUACUUGGUGUCACAUGGAUUUUCGGAUUCCUCACAGCCGUCAGCGGGGUCGGUGGAGUGGUCUUCUCAUGGAUUUUCACCAUUCUGAACUGCUCACAGGGAGUGUUCAUCUUUGUCCUUCACGUCGUAAUGAAUGCAAAAGUUCGCUUGACGGUGGUUCGGUGGCUACGAAGCGGAGUUUGCUGCCUUCCUGACAAAUCCAGCGCCGACAACAGCAGGUCACUUUCGGUUUUCUCCUAUUAA